UUAUUUCAGGAUACAGAACACGUAAAACAUGCCGGAGCUUCUUCAAAAAUCUUAUAGAGAUCAGUUGGUCACGUGGAUCGGUAAGACAUGUCACUUCCGGUUGUUGUACAAGAUCAGUAGGGACGGAUGUUCGGCCCCGACGUUUCAUCAACAGUGUGACGGGAAGGGUGCCACUGUAACAGUUUUCUACAACACAAACAAAACUAUAUAUGGUGGCUACCUGUCACAGAGCUGGAACUCUGCUGGACGUUAUAUUAACGACUCUAAGGCUUUUCUCUUUCGGCUGCAGUACAACGGGUCUUCCAAUCCAUUGAAGUUCCCCGUAAGUGAUGCUAGCAAAGCUGGGUAUGGUAACGGAGGCUAUGGCCCUACUUUUGGUAGUGGGCAUGAUAUACAGGCUUUCAGUGGGCAAAUUAAUUGUUCAGGGAAUGUGUUUUCUCUCAACGGAGGAUUAAGUUCUGGAGACAGCUACAAUCUGAACGGUCAAACUGUACACACUUUGGCAAACAACAGUUUAAAAGUCACAGACUUGGAAGUUUAUCGUGUUAUAGAAGGUCAAAAGCAAGACAGCCCUUGGAGAGAACAUUUAGAAUGGACAAAUGAGACAAUGCAAGAACUUAAGGAGACGUUACUUGACUACAAACCUAUGACGGAAGCAAACAAGUCAGCAGCAAACAUCCUUCUGAUUGGUCAGACUGGUGCGGGAAAAUCCAGCUUUUUCAAUUCUAUCAAUUCCAUUUUUCGUGGGAAAAUAAUCAAUAGAGCUGUAACCGGGAGAAGUGAGCACAGUGUGACCACAAUGUACAGACAAUACGAAGUCAAAGAUUACUCCCGAAAACAAUUUUUGAACUUACGCUUGUCUGACACUUGCGGGUUCCAGGAAGAAUCUGCCCUCAAUACACAGGAGUUUGUUUUUAUUCUGAGUGGACACCUUCCGGAUUGUUACCAGUUUAACCCCAUGGUUCCAUUUGCACCGGAUACACUUGGUUGUAUCAAUGACCCGGAUCUUAAAGACAAAAUUCACUGCGUGGCAUUCGUCAUAGAUGGCAGCACUGUUGAUGAUAUGUCGGACAAAGUCCGAAAACAGAUGAAAGAUCUUCGAGUCAGAAUGAACCACAGAGGUCUACCCCAGGUCGUUUUGUUGACCAAUAUUGACAAAAUAUGUCCUGAUGUGGAUAACGAUAUAACAAAUACCUUCACAAGUACCACUGUCUGUGAUGCUGUUAACAAAGCAGCAGAAAUAACAGGUCUCCCACGUGAUCACGUAUUACCUGUAAAAAAUUACGAAUGCGAGAGAAACCUGAAGACCGCAAUAGAUAUUUUGUUGAUGGACGCUUUAAGGCAGUGUUUAGAUCUUGCGGAUGAGUACAUGGAUGAACAGCUAUACAGAGGAUCAACCGAAAAAAGAAAACAUCUUGCAAAAGAUUAAACAGAUUUUGAUCAUGAAAAUAUAAAAUAAGAAAAAUAGGAUAAUUUUCUUUUGACAGAAAUAUUGUCAUGUACCUAGUAUUUAUUAAUCAUUAUUUUAUAACACGUUUAAAAAGUUAAUUCAAUGCAAACUAGUGUCUUGAUAAAAAGUGUUAAAACCUGAUGUAGUAGCUCUAAAUUUGUUAUCUUUGUUUUUAACCAUGUAAUUUUUUUUUUGUCCUGAAGAAGGGACUGGUUGUCCAGAAAAUUUGACAAUAUCUAUUGUUCGUGUCGUUAGCCAUUUUUAGUGCUUUAUAUAUUCAGUUUACUGGCUUCUACAUAUAUUAUAUAUAUAUAUAGAGAGAGAGAGAGAGAGAGAGAGAGAGAGAGAGAAAGAGAGAGAGAGGAAAAAAGUUUCACAAAAAUAUAUAUGGUAGAAUAUCCAUAUUGUCGACAGCACUAUUACUCCUUUUCUAUAUUCUAAAGAUGAUGUUGGCUGGCGU
Molecule: messenger RNA, 1910 nt
Organism: Magallana angulata
Lineage: Eukaryota; Metazoa; Mollusca; Bivalvia; Ostreida; Ostreidae
Product: interferon-induced protein 44-like
Exons: 6
Coding region: 29-1429 (466 amino acids)
Source: RefSeq, a predicted model, not a curated record